GGGGCGCAGUUUGAAGGUCGUAUUGUUUGCUCCGUUUUGUGCAGUCCGUUUUGUAUGUCCGCUUCGCUUUUCCGCUAUGCCUCUUCCUUUUUCCCCUUCAAAUGGGCACAGCAAACCUGUGACUGUGAUCCUAAGCGCAGUUGCAGCCGUAUCCUCAUCGGAAUGGCUCCCACCCCCCGUUGGCAGCGUCCCAUUUGACGGCACCUACCUCCUGCACAAAAGAACCCCCUUCUGAAUGACCACACCACUUUGUUAACAAAAUGGGGAGGCACGCAUGCCCAUCAACGCCAUCACCAUCGCCAUCGCCACCGCAGAUCCAUCCCUGCCGCUUUGCCAAAGGAGCCGCAAAAAACUGCUAACCAGGGAGCGGAGCAUCCGAACGGCUGAACAAAACCUACGCGUGUACACAUCCCCCCGAAUUAGGCAUAAACACAAAAGAAUGAAAAAGAGCCGCCCACCCUUCCUUGUCAUUAAAAGGCUAUACACACGCAGUGGCGGAUUGAGGAAACCGCAAAAAGUGACGAACGAUCCCGAAAGCAUUAAUCGAAAAACGUACUGGUGCUUUGAACACAAACCUAUUAAGAGGACGUUGGUCAAUUUGAUAUACUCUCAUAAUGAAUUGAAAUUAUUCUCCCGUUUUCUUAAUCACCCCAAUGUGGGUACCUCCCUUGUACACGAGCUUUCCUUGGAAGGCCCCUACACGGGGUUCCUGCCUUCGAACGAGGCUCUGAAAUUGAUUAGCCCCGAGAGUUUAGCCAAAUUGUAUGAAGAAGGAGACAAGUUGAUGGAAUUCGUUUUGGGCCACUUCGCGAAGGACUUCUGGCUCUACAGGGACCUGUACGGGUCGUCCUACCAGCCCUGGCUCGUGUUCAACGAGAGGAGGGACGCCCCUGAGAAAAUCACCAACUUAGUUAACAGAGACCUACUUGUAGAGAUAACAGGAGAGUUUAAAAAUUGCGACCACUCGAUUUCCCUGAAUGGAGCGAAGAUCAUCAGACCGAACAUGAAGUGCCACAACGGAGUGGUGCACAUUGUAGACAGGCCGAUAAUACAGAGGUAGUUUUGUGCGUGGGAACUCCCCGCGAUGAUUUUUUUU
Molecule: messenger RNA, 1096 nt
Organism: Plasmodium vivax (malaria parasite P. vivax)
Lineage: Eukaryota; Apicomplexa; Aconoidasida; Haemosporida; Plasmodiidae
Exons: 3
Coding region: 275-1060 (261 amino acids)
Source: RefSeq, a predicted model, not a curated record